This is a messenger RNA of Miscanthus lutarioriparius, 1527 nucleotides long. The record is from the annotation of a GenBank genome assembly. Lineage: Eukaryota; Viridiplantae; Streptophyta; Magnoliopsida; Poales; Poaceae.
AUGGCCGCCAUAAUUACUGUACGGGUCCCUCCUCCUCCCGUGGCAGGAGCAGGGGCAGACGCGGCGGGGGCCCCGGCAUUACUCCCCCGCCAUAAAUCCUCCUCCGCCGCACAAGGCACAGCAGAAGAGGCCUCCCCGCUCCGCUCCGCGUCCCCCAGCUGCGCCAGAGGAAUCCGCCGCCGCAAUCCCCUCCGCUCCGCAUUGCAGGAUUGCGUCGAGCACCCUCCUCGUCGAAACCUUUUCUUUGCUCUUGUUCGGUGGUGGUAUGGUGGGAUGAUGACCAGGGCGGCGGUGCUGUUGUCUCUCCUCUGCUGCCUCGCCGCCGCCGGCCGCGGCGAGGCGGUGUCCGUGGUGGGCGAGGGCGAGGCGGCGGCGGCGGAGCUGGCGGUGUCGGUGGACCCGUCGUGGCGGUUCCCCAACCAGCGGCUGCUGGACGCGUACGUCGCGCUGCAGACGUGGAAGCAGCAGGCCAUCUUCUCCGACCCCAGGGGCUUCACCGCCGACUGGGUGGGCCCGGGGGUCUGCAACUACACCGGGGUCUUCUGCGCGCCGCUGCCGCGCGGGGCGCCGGGCGCCGGGGAGCUCGCCGUCGCGGGCCUCGACCUGAACCACGGCGACAUCGCGGGGUACCUCCCGCCGGAGCUCGGCCUCCUCGCCGACCUCUCGCUGCUCCACCUCAACUCCAACCGCUUCUGCGGCCUCGUCCCGGCCACGCUCCGCCGCCUCCGCCUCCUCGUCGAGCUCGACCUCAGCAACAACCGCCUCGUCGGCGCCUUCCCGGCCGUCGUGCUCGACCUCCCGGCGCUCAAGUUCCUCGACCUCCGCUUCAACGACUUCGAGGGCGCCAUCCCGCCGGCGCUCUUCGACCGCCCGCUCGACGCCAUCUUCCUCAACCACAACCGCCUCCGGUCCCCGCUGCCCGACAACUUCGGCAACUCGCCGGCGUCCGUCAUCGUGCUCGCCGACAACAGCUUCGGCGGGUGCCUCCCGGCCAGCCUCGGCAACAUGUCCGGCACGCUCAACGAGAUCCUCCUCAUCAACAACGGCCUCGACUCCUGCGUCCCGCCGGAGGUCGGCCUGCUCCGGGAGGUGACCGUCUUCGACGUGAGCUUCAACGCGCUCGUCGGCCCGCUGCCGCAGCAGGUGGCCGGGAUGCGCAAGGUGGAGCAGCUGGACGUCGCGCACAACCGCCUGUCGGGCGCCGUCCCGGAGGCCAUCUGCGCGCUCUCGCGGCUCAAGAACCUCACCAUCUCCUACAACUUCUUCACCGGCGAGCCGCCGUCCUGCGCGCGCGUCGUGCCUUCGGAUGGAGACAGGAGGAACUGCCUGCCCAGCCGCCCCGCGCAGCGCACGCCGCAGCAGUGCGCCGCGUUCUAUUCGCAGCCGCCCGUCGACUGCGCCGCGUUCCAGUGCAAGCCGUUCGUCCCUGUUCCGCCGCCGCCGCCGCCACCAUCAUAUCCCGGCCCGUUGCCGCCAGUAUACCCCAUGCCAUACGCGUCGCCGCCGCCACCUGCGCAUUACCGAUGA